UCAGAAGAGGGGUAAGUUUGCAUCACAUAGGUGUCUGAGAUUCAGAAACCUGUCAAAGCAUCAUCGAAAUUUUCCUCAACUGGGCACACGGUUAUUAAUCAAAGCUGAUAAAAUAUCUUUGAAAUUUUCAAUGAAAUAAUUACUUGCAUGUAAUUCAAUUCUGUUGGCAGUGCGAGCGACGUUGCCCUGGUCGUAACGUUCAGAAGAAGGGGUCACAUUUUUUUGACAGAAUUGUGAACGUGGUUCAGACUAGGCCUGCAGAUUCUCCUGAGUUCCCUGAGGCUGCUUACAUGAGUUUCGGAAAGGUGAAAGGUGUUCAACCAGGUGCUUUGCUAGAAUAUUCUUCCUCGGAUGCUAAGAAUAUUACAGACGCUGCCGAAUCUUCUCCGGAAAUUGAAAGAUCGGGUCCCCAGAAAAUGGUGGAUAUCUUCAGCCCACGGAAAUACGUAGCAGGUGCGAGUCCGACGACAAUUGAUCGGAGGCAAGAGAAUCAGCACCUGGAGGCUUCCACCUCGUCAGGGGAUAAUCUGUACUCAAGGAAUUACGACUCUCAUCCCGAGAGACGCAGAAGACUGAAAAAAAGAAAAUGCAAGAAGCGUAGAGCAGCUGGGAACGACGAAGCCGAUGCCAAACAUCCACAUGAAAAAAUAUUCGAAACAAAAGAACUGCCCAGGUUAUUUACAAAAUGCGUCGUUAAAAUCUUUCGAUUUACAUUUAAAUUUGAUCGGAUUAUUAAGACAAAAUUGUAAUUCGUUUUGUUCAGAUAUUUGAAGCCAGUAGUUCAAGCUACGAGAUACGACGAAAUCAACGAAAGAGAAAUUCACGAUACGCUCAGGAGGGUCAAGGAAAAAAACCGAAUGAACAAACUGAGCGAUAUAAAAAUAACUUCGAGUACGUCAAGCUCUAGCGAAAUGUGGAACAUCAGAACUGGUGAUAACGAAUGUGACAUUUGCCUCUGUUCUAAAGGUUCUAUGUCCAGUUUGGAUAUAACUCAGAGUUUCACUGAUAAAUAUGAACUAGAAAUGAGCACCAUCGAAGAAAGGACGGACGAGGCAUCUCCGAGAAAAAAACUACGGGAAAUUAGAAUCUAUGGAACAGAAAGUGAAGAAAUCGUAGAUGUAACUGGGGAUUCAAGUAGCGCGACUUCUGGAGUGAAUUUGAACAAGAUAAACGAUGGUAAAAGAAAGAAGAACGUCAAGCGAUUCAUCAGUGGUGACGAAGACGUCACCGAUGAGGAGAUACAUCCGGUUGGAUGGAAAUCCAAAAAACUAAAGCAAGAAAUUGCCCCCACGAUCGAUGAAGAAAAAGUUCAGAAUAUCGGAGAAAAUAUCAUGCGGAAGAAGAGAGAAAGGAACAGAAGAGCUGAUCGAAGUGCGUCGCCGGGAAAGAAGCGACGAAAAAAUCGGGUAGUGGGACUGGAAGCUGAAAUCGAAAAGCGACAAAAACCACAGAAACAGUCCGACGCUAUGGCAGGAUUAGAACUAUUCGGGCCUCGCCCGAAAUUGCGGCUAAGAAGAGGACCAGGAUUCCCGAAAGUUGGAGAGGAAAAAUUUUACGAAGACAGAAAUGCAAUCGAAAAUGCAAAGACCGAGAAAAAGAAGACGAAUGGGUCCAAAAAGAUAACCAAAAAAGCAAAAUUAAAAGGUUCCGACUUCGUUACAGGCAAAAUCGACGCUGAACACGAACCCGCUAUUAAUUCAAAAGAAGCUGAAGUUAAAACUAAGUUCACAGAUUUUGAAAAGAAAACACACCCCUCAAAUUAUGAGUCCGAUACAGUUGCCACAGACACAACGACAAACAUUGAAGAUCUCCAAGAACUAACAUCGGAAGAAAGCUCCACAAAUGACAACGAUACAGUGCAUCACUGGGACAUUGGUAGUUCGAAAGGGAGGUACGGAAGGCCUCUCAAGCACCGAAAAUCUCCACGGAAGUGUAGAAAAAGAAAUAAACAAUCCAGCGAGUCGUACUACACUGAUCCUGAAAAUAGCCCGCGAAAAAAGGGCCCUGAAUCCUACAGGAGUACAUUUAGUAACGAAGAACUUGGUCCACAGAGGGUGGUGCCCGGCGAGUACAAAAAGCUGCCAAUCAGAAAUAAAGAUCAUCCGGCAAUCCGACGACUACGGAAAAGAGAAUACUGUGGACGAAUCUCCAGGAAGAAUCAGAGAACCGGAAUCGAAAUUCCAGAAGUACAAGAAGCUGGUCAUCCUCAGCCAGCAGAAAAAUUCGAACAAGCCCCUCAGUGGGAGGGACCAGAUAGGCAUCCUGCAGCCCCCGGAGACGGAAAUCCUUGGUCACCUGAAUUUGGUCAGGAAAUAGACGGACGGCAAAGAAUCCGAAAUAUGUUCGAGUCGGACAAUAGAAGAGAAUAUUACCAACAAGGAAUCGAACCUCGAGAACAGUUCCAACCUCACAGACCAUAUUUUGGGCCUGGUAAUUGCUACCAGAACUAUCCGCAAGGACCACCGCCAAGCUUCCAACCUGGACCAGGACAUGCAACGGCGAACGAUGUACCAAUGUACAAUGAAACGUAUUUUUCUGGUACCGCGGCUACUAGAGAUUCUGCCGCGAGACCAACCUCCAGCAGGUAUGCUGAUAUUGCUAGGAAGCCAUCUGACAAUAGAGGAUUUAAAAAAAAUUUCUGGCUAUUGUUAUUCCUAGUCAUCGUUCAGUCACUUAAUUAUACACAUUGA
Athalia rosae (coleseed sawfly) is the source of this 2690-nucleotide messenger RNA. RefSeq lists its product as uncharacterized. The record is from RefSeq and is a predicted model, not a curated record. The transcript has 3 exons. The coding region runs from base 858 to 2690 and encodes 610 amino acids. Lineage: Eukaryota; Metazoa; Arthropoda; Insecta; Hymenoptera; Athaliidae.